Messenger RNA from Cajanus cajan (pigeon pea), 1827 nucleotides. RefSeq lists its product as uncharacterized. Lineage: Eukaryota; Viridiplantae; Streptophyta; Magnoliopsida; Fabales; Fabaceae. The record is from RefSeq and is a predicted model, not a curated record.
UUUCUGUGUCUCAAGAAUCUUGGUUAAUCUUUUUCUUCUUCUCUUUCUUUUCUUUUUGCAUCAAUCAUCAUGGCCAAACUUGUUUUUUGGAAUGGAUUGUCAAGAAGUGUUGCUGGGCAUCAUUUUUUGGACUAGGAAUUGUCCAUAAUGUAGAUAUUGCCUUGAUAAUUGACCUGGUUUGCGAUUCUAAUAGCAUCUACCAUGGAAGAAAUACUUCCCCUCCCCUUUGUUUGAAUGAAUUGGGUGUACAUUUUUUUGUUUGACUUUUUGGUUCUUAACAAGAGGUGGUUGGAUUUGACGACUUUGGCUGAAACCAAAAUGUAACGAACAGGGAUUUUAUGACAAUCAAUUGGCAAAAUACCUUGGAUUCUAUCUCGAGUCAUUAUUAGUAGACUAGUUUUGGUGGUGCUUGUACAUGCUUCUGUUUUCUUUCUGUAAUUGGACUUGUUUUUAACUAAUUAUUUCUCUAAUGUUUGUUAGUAGUUGGACUUGUUUCUGUAAUUGUUGGAUUUGUUUAUCCUCUCUUGCUAGUUUUCAAGAUUUAGUAGUAAGUUAACAUUUCUGGAAUUAAUGCAAGAAUCAACUUGCUAACAUGUCCAAUUGAACAUCUUCAAGAAUCCUCCGAAUAUUUAUUUUGUGCAUUGACAAAGAUUCCGAAUCAUAUGCAGAAGAAUGGAGCAUCAAUCUUUUGGUGGAAGGGCCCAGAGACCAAAAGGAGCCAACAUAAAGCAGGCAUUGAAGGUGAUACUAGUUUUGGCUGUUGGUGCUUGGCUGUUAUAUCAAAUCAAGAUAUCAAGAAAUAAUGAUACAGAGAACUAUAACGAGCAAACCAAGCUUUACGGAGGAUAUGAUUAUGAAGCUAUACUGCUGGGGCGUAAGGGAACCUCAUCACGGUUAGUUGAAAUAGCUUUUCCUGACUCAGGAAAUGUAGAUUCUGAACAAGCCAAGGAAGAUAAGGCUGAAGAAGUGUUUGGACAUAUCAAUGAGAAAUUCAGCAGAAGAGAGGGAAAAGAAGUGGAUCUUGAACCUGAAAGUCAACCUGAGGUAUCAGCCGAAAAGAAAGACAAAGAGUCGUCCAAGACAAAAUCUGGAAAGGUUGGUAUAGAAUCAAGGGAGCUAGGUCACAAAGAGCAUGGCAAUGAGAAAUACCCAAAGAGACCAAUAACAAAUGAUUCUGUACGUAAUGACAAAGAAAAAGAAGUACAACACAGGGAACAACUAAAUGAUGUGCAGUUUAGAAUGAAUGCUAUAUCAGAUUUCUCAGAAAAGGAGAAUGAUGGGGAUGAAGCGCACAGAAUUAGAGAAAAGGAAACCCGGGUGCAGAAAAAUGUGGUGGAGAAUGCCAUAGAUGCUGCAGUGAGAGAGGAAAUAGAUGGGCUCCAAAGCUUUCAUGAUGAAAAUGGUGUCCCACCUGAUGCACACAUCCUGCUUGAAGAAAACAUUUCAAAUGUUGCUAAAGGAAGGUGGCUUCAAACAAACAUUUAUGAAGUCACAUCUGCAGAAGAUAACACUGUUGAAGUGAAUUUGGAAGCAUCAAAGAACGAUGCUGUUGAAGAAGUCAAUACAGGAAGUAUUACUCGUGUUGAUACUUUAGGCAUCAAACACAAUCCAGAAAUUGGUGAAGAUAGGUAGUUUGGUUUUAUAACAUUAUGUUUUUCAUCAUUGUAAACACGAGUUCAUACAUGCCAGAUUUCAUUACAAAAAGAAUUGACAGAGCUAAAAGGAGUAAGCUCCUAGGCUAUAGAGGAUGUCUUUUUUCUUUAAUUCAUGACUAUGUAUGAUGUAAUUAAACAUAGAGAAUGUAACGUUGCAGAUCUUUUCCUUGAA